Molecule: messenger RNA, 4551 nt
Organism: Colletes gigas
Lineage: Eukaryota; Metazoa; Arthropoda; Insecta; Hymenoptera; Colletidae
Gene: anchor
Product: integral membrane protein GPR155
Exons: 14
Coding region: 1627-3990 (787 amino acids)
Biological process (GO): intracellular signal transduction; transmembrane transport
Cellular component (GO): membrane
Source: RefSeq, a predicted model, not a curated record
AUAUAGAUAAUUAAAAAAAUUUCGUAUAAGAACAUUUUUUACCGUUUCAGGCGUAGUGCUUAUUGUUAGACUUAUGUGUGCGUAUAAUAUGACGUACAUUCGUAUAUUGUACGUAACGGUAAAGAAACUAGAGUAUGUUUGCAUUGAUUUGUUCAUUGAUCAGACGCAAUAUGAUAUACAUAUAUAAUGUAUCUAUUAGUUUUAGCUCUUGAUAUUAGCAACAAAUGCAAAACUACGCCCUACUCAAAUUUAUUUAAUUGAUAAUUGGUGAUUUUACGUAUAGAUUAACGAGCAAUUAAUUUCAAUAUAAGUCAAAUAUAACAGAAGAGGUUUGUCUAAGGUUAUCGAAUUUGUCAACGAUUAUAUUGAUUCUAAAUCUACUUUGAAGAAUUUUUCAUCGAAUGUUACCAUAAUUUUUUCGGUAUAACAAGUUCGAUGUUCGUCGAGGCUCACAACCACGACCAUUAUUAGGUCUGUCGCAAUUUCUCGCGCAUGCGUAAGAAUACAGUAACGUAUAUACUUGACGUCAUGAAAACCAGAAACAGUUUUGGCGGGCCCCAAGCCAUAAGAUUAACGCGCGAGAUAGAUUAAGAGAUUUCAAAUAAAUUUAUUAUUAUCACCAUUGUCUUUCAUUUAUAGAUAUAAAUGAGACAAAAGAGACUAUUAAGAAACAAGUAAAUAGAAACUUCCAAAAUUCGUGGCUUAGUGAUACGACUUUAAAAGUUGAAUACCUCGUUAUCCCGUAGAAAAUAGUUAUUAGUACUGUAGAAAAUACUCUAGAAAAUAGUACUGUAUACGAAUUAAAACAGACUUAAUGAAGCAAUAAUUAACAGUUAAGCAUAUGUAAAAGUAUGAAUGGUUAUAAUAAAAGCCUCAGUAAUGAGAGUAACUGUCUAUCGCAUAUAGACAAAGUAAAAUGCGUAAAAAGCAAAUUAUCAAUACCUUUUGUUGUACACAACAUUGCUUUUUAUACUACAAAUCAUUUAAUUGCUUUAUUAUAAGAUAUACUUAUUGACCUUGAAGUUGUGCAAGACCUUCCAUUGGAUCGACAUAAGUGCACUUUUAUCGUUAAACAAGUGUAUUUGCGAAACAGGAAAUUGAAGAAUUUGUCAACAUUUUACAAUCUCAAACAAAAAGUAAGGGCCCAUACGACGCUCUUCUUUAUUUAUUGAAAGCACAUCUCUGUUGUCGUUUUCUCUGCUACAUGCAAGAAAUUGCAGCAGUCUAACGACGCUGCUCGUGACAUGAACCGACCAAUCAGAUGAAUCAGCGAAGAAUUAUCGAUACUGCACACAUUCGGAUAAGAUUGAAAGUUAUUUCAAUACGUAACGUAUACAAGCGAACGGAAGAUAAUUAUUACGUUGAACAAGUUUGAAAUAUUUGCAGUAAUUCACGAUAAGUGAUUUAUAAAUGAAGGCAAGAUAUUUAAAACAAGGAUGAAGUUGACAUGAAGUUAACAUUGUAUAAUGUUCACCCAUGUACAUGUCCAUUUUGGGACAAUAAAAUUAUAUUUGAAAGAUGACAAUUUUUAUGUUAUGAAUAAUUAUGAUGCAAACGUAUACACAUGAGAAUUAGGAAAUUUCAGUGGUCGUAUCUCUUUUGAAAGCAACGUAUAAAUUUAUAACAAUGGAAACUCAACCAAUGGAUAACUUGUAUCUUGCAUUGAUACAAUGCUUUGCUAUUAUAUUAUGCGGGUAUAUUGCUGGAAGGUUCAAUGUCAUUACAAAAACAGAAGCAAAUGGCCUGAAUACUUUUGUAGGCACAUUCGCUCUGCCAUCCUUAAUUUUUAUGUCACUAGCAGAACUUGAUUUUACUUUAGUAAAUUGGAAAUUCUUGCUUGCUGUAUUAUUAGCCAAAAGUUGUGUAUUUUUGAUCGUACUAAGUGUAUCUCUAGUUAUUAAAAGACCAUCAAAUCCAGGGUGUGCUGCACUUUUUGCAAUAUUUACCACACAGAGCAACGACUUUGCUAUCGGAUAUCCCAUGAUUGAUGCAAUAUAUGGUAAAACACAUCCAGAAUAUUCUGCAUAUCUGUAUUUAAUGGCACCUAUAUCGUUGGUUAUUUUAAACCCAAUUGGUUUUGUGUUAUUGGAAAUUGGCAAACGCAAUAACGAAAACCAUAGGAGCUAUAAGGACAUGGUUUAUUCUAUAGUGAAGGGAAUCGCAUUUAACCCAGUACUUUUUAUGACAAUACUUGGUAUUAUUGGAAAUUUUCUUUCCAGUCAUAAAGUACCAUGUGCACUUGCUACUGUUCUAAAUGUAUUUGGUAAUGCUUUCUCAGCCAGUGCUCUCUUUCUGUUGGGUUUAAUGAUGGUUGGCAAAAUACACAAAUUAAAAGGUAUAGCCCUUGUGAUACCAGGUAUAUUAAUAUCGGUGAAAUUGUUGGUUCUUCCAUUGGUUAUAAGAGAAUCUAUUAUUCUUCUAAAUACUGGAGAAAAUGCUACAGAUACACAAGAUUUAAGUACAUACGGAUUUCUGUAUGGUACUAUUCCAACAGCCCCGGCUUUAUUUAUUUUCACUCUUCGAUAUAACCUUGAAAUUGAUUUAAUUGCAUCAGCAAUGGUGGCUUGUACAUUCUUAUCUGCUCCGCUUAUGUUUGUAUCAGCAAAACUAAUUGAUGCAGUUUCGACUGAAACUACCCCAACAAAUUAUACGCAUCAGCUAAAUAUGUUUUCCUUCGAUGUAAGCAUUGCUUCGAUAAUGGUUUGCGUUUGGUUGAUAAUUUGUUUCAUUGUAUUGGAAAGAAAAAAAUACAAAUGUGUUACUCAUCGAUGUACAUUAUGUAUUGUAAUUGCACAGUUAGCUACAGCUAUAGGUGUGGUUAUUUGGACAAAACUUGAAAUGCAUAGUACCGGAUCAAUUUUAUGGUAUAUCCAGUUCAUUUUAAUUACUACAGGAGUAUAUGUAAGUCGCAUGUGGACAAUGGCAACAGCAGCAACUUUAUUAUAUCUAAGCUCCCAAUCUUUGAACUUUGUUAAAAAUAUGCAGAAAUGGUUUUUCUUUAUUGGUUGGGGGCUCCCAGUUUUAAUAGUGUUUAUAAUGUGCAGUACAUUAACUCCAAGAAACUCUGAACUUGAGUAUAAAAACCCUAAUUUUCAGUUUGGUAGAAUUCAAGCAGCAAUUUCUACUCUUUUAUUAAUAUUUUGUUUUAUUGUAACAUUGGGCUGCUUAGUUUUACAACAGAGGUAUCAACGGCAACAUAUUUCGGCAUCUUACAAUAAUUUACCAGAUAACAUGGAAAAUUCUACCGACGAUGGCGCCGAACGACGUAUAGUCGAUGUUGAAGAUCUCGUUUCAUCUACUUCUAAUACUCCAAUUAUUGGCUGCGAAUAUUCAAACGGUUGCCCGACCGGAGUGUGUAGAGGUAACUAUAACGAAGUCAACGAUUGCGAUUUGUAUUUAGAUGAUGAAUAUGAAAGAAAUGCAGCAAAUGAUCCACAAAUACUUCGACAUCUUGUGUUCCUCAUUUUACUUUUAUGUUCUAUGCUUAUUGGUCUAUCUAUAUCGGUUGGAACACUAAUUACGGAACAAAUUACUGGAGUUUAUGCGGAACUGGCGUUCUUCGAUGUUGCCCUAAACUUUGGCCAGUCAUUAAUUGCGUUUGCUAUCUUCGGAUUAGAUCCUGGCCUUGGAAAACUGGGAUGCUGGCUGCGAAAAAUAUGCCAUAAAUGGCGUGCUGGGAAAGAAUUGCAACUUCCUACAGAGGAUGAGCUAAGUACAGAAGCAAAAACCAUUCGGGAGCAAUUUAGUAAUUCCCAUUUAGCUGAAUGUCGUGCUCGCAUAGCGAUAUGUCGUAGACGUUUGUUAACGGUAUAUAAAGGUGUUUUCACUGGAACUGAUUUAGUUAAUUGGUUACUCGACGCUGGCGUUGCACAAACUAGAAACGAAGCCGUUUUAUACGGUCGUUCCUUGUUAGAAAGUAGAGUAUUGCAGCACAUCGAUGGCAAUCAUCAUUUUUGCGAUCAGAAUUUACUUUAUACCUUCAAUGCCUAAUUGAAAUGUUUCGAACAAAAUGCGAAUAAUUUAGAUUCAUUUUUAUAGGUUUUUUUAUAUGUUCCUUUUUUAGAUUGUGGUGUAGUAUGGCGAUAAGAUUAUUUAUUUUUUUAAUCUACCGAAUAGGGAUCCGUCGGUACCCGAAACUACUCCUAGUAUCAAAUUAUUUUAUCAUAAAAUCUUUACAUAUCUUUAUAGAUUUCUAUGUUAUAAUUUAUUCUGACACAUUUAGUUAUAAAACCAUUGAAUUGUUCUUUGAGAUUUCUUGUAAAGAAUCUCUUCUGUAUUCGUGGGCUGUGCUUUUGUCAUCUAUAAGUGUAGUUGAUAUAUAUUUUAUUAUACAAUCGAAUGUCUUAUAAGAAAGUAAUAUGGUAAUAACACAACUGAUGCAAACAUGCCAAAGAUGAACAAUACCAUUUAACAUUCUAUUUUUAAAUCUCAAUUUCAUGCACAGUAUUGAAAGUUUCCCUGUGGAAGUAAUAUUUUGUACAGAGUUAUUUUUUUAGGUUUAUGCAAUUGUUAAAUCAACAAAGAAGGUGAUUUCAAAUUAUUGUCAAUGUU